Messenger RNA from Funneliformis mosseae, 1476 nucleotides. The record is from the annotation of a GenBank genome assembly. Lineage: Eukaryota; Fungi; Glomeromycota; Glomeromycetes; Glomerales; Glomeraceae.
AUGUCUAUUUCGCGUCCUCCACCACCAAUAUUCGACGAUAUAUCUUUUUCAAUUGGUAAUACACCAAUAGUUCGAAUAAAAUCGUUACCUACACUCGUUUCUUCAAUUGAAUUAUCAAACAUUGAAUUAUUGGCCAAAUUGGAAUAUUUGAAUUCAUUAUCUGGAAGUAUUAAAGAUAGAGUUGCGAAACGAGUAUUAGAAGAUGUUGAAAAAAAAAAGGAAUUAAACUCUAAAACAACUUUAAUAAUCCCUACAAGUGGCAAUUUAGCUCAUAAAAAAGGAUAUAAAACAUUAGUUCUUGUACCUGAACGUACAUCAAUAGAUCGAAUCCAUAUUUUAAAGGCAUUAGGAGUCGAAAUUAUAAGAACACAAAAUGAAGCUCAUUAUGAUGCUCCGGAAAGCAAUUUUAGCUUGGCUAAAAAAUUAUCAAAUGAAAUUGCAAAUUCAAUUGUAAUUGACGAGUUCAAUAGCCAAAGUAAUUUUAAAGUACAUCAUGAAGAAACUGCAGAAGAAAUUUAUACACAAAUUGAAGGAAAAUUAGAUGUGCUUGUAGUUGGCGUAGAAUCUGGAGCUACAAUUACUGGGCUUGCAAAGAACCUCAAAUCUCGAAUAUCCGGAUUGAAGGUAGUUGCCGUUGAGCCACAACAUUCAAGAAUACAAGAUAACAAGCCUAUCAAUCCAUCAUCCGUAAAAGAUAGAAAGGUUGAAGAUAUCGGAAACAAUUUUACACCACCCAUUUUGGACAUGUCCUUGAUUGAUUCAUGGAUGAGAGUUAACGAUCAAGAAUCCUUUGCUAUGUCCAGAAAAUUAAUUAAUGACGGAUUAUUAGCAGGACCAUCUUCUGGGUCUGUCGUGAGUGCUGCAUUAUCAUAUAUCAAACAACGGUCUACAGCGCAAGAAAAUUCGACACGUAUACUUUGCAUAUUAAAUGAUACUGCUCGAAAUUAUAGUACUACUUUAUUAUCAGAUGAGUGGCUUCUAGAGAAUGACUUGAUGGAUGACGAGAUGAUUCGAAAACUCGAAUACCAAAGAAGUGAAAAAUACAGAGCUGCGAGCGUGGAAGAUUUACAACUUCCGGCAGCAGUUACAGUCCCACCAAAUAUAACAAUAUCGCAUGCAAUUGAAUUAAUGUUAGAAAGAGAAUAUUCACAAUUACCUGUUAUUGAUUCUCAUAAAAAGUUAAUUGGGUAUGUUUCUUUAACCUCCUUACAAACUCAAUUAGAUGCAGGAGAAGCAGCACCAAAAGAUGCUGUAUCUAAGUGGUUGUUUUCAUUUGGCGGAAGUAGAACCAAUAAUAGUAAAAGAGAACGUUAUCAAUUAAUCACACCUGAUACUCCUUUGUCUGAAUUAGCUAAAUUCUUUGAAAAACAUAGUUUUGCUGUUGUAACUGACUCCGAAAGAAAAUGGUGUUUAGGUGUUGCUACAAAGUAUGAUUUAAUUAAUUUCUUAAAUCAUAGAAAUUCUGGUUUCUCUUAA